AACAAAACUGUCCUCAUGGAGGCCACGCUUUCACACGAAACCCAGAGAGCCGAGCAACAAGCAGUGCUGUCUACUCAGAGGAAAUGAAGUGAGGCACGUUUACCCUGCUGGGUUUUACUUACAGGGUUUCCGAGAGAAGCUCGUGCAUUAUUCACACGGACGGAUCCUUGACAAAGACGACCCGUAAUGAUAUGAACACAUUACUAGUUCACUGAGACGUACAGUCCGGACUGUAUUCGGCUCUAAACCGCUCUGAGAGACACAAAUCCAAAUCACAGCAGACACAAUGGUAAAGGGGAAGAAGAAAUCAAAUGAACCAUCCGGAAGAAAAAUCACACUCAAGAUGGCCAAGAACGCUCUGAAGGUGACCGUAGAUGGCAAGCGUCGCCUCGACCUCAGCAACAUGGCGAUCGCCACAUUUCCAAAGUGCAUCCUGAAGCUCUGCGACGUAGAUGAGCUGGACCUCAGCCGCAACCUCCUCAAGAAGAUCCCAGACACCAUCGACAAGUUUGUGAAUCUUCGUUUGCUGGACCUGCACAGUAACCAUCUGGAGCAGGUUCCUGCAGCUAUCAGCCGCCUGCACAACCUCUACAGCCUCAACCUGUGCAACAACCACCUGACCGCCUCCGGCCUGCCGCACGAGCUGGGGCUCUUGAGGAACCUACGGGUCCUCAAUCUGGGAAUGAACCGCAUCGAGACUCUACCUCCAUCUGUGGCAGCUCUCAAAGAGCUGCGGGAACUGGGGCUCUUCAACAACCUCCUGACGCAUUUGCCCAAGUGCAUCCAAAACCUCCCCAAGCUGCAGAAGCUGAACGUCAAAUCCAACCCCAUCCCUACGGAUGACCCUCAGGAGGUGGACCACAUCCAGAGAGUGGAGUGUCUGUAUCUAGUGCGGGAGGACUGUCUGUGUACUGACUGCCUGAAGAGGUGUAAGGAGGAACGAGAGAAGUUAGACAGUCGAAUGAGUGAUGCCUCUACACUAAAGAAGUCCAUCUUUGCUGGGCUCAUAACGCCAAACUCUGUAGCACAGGAGAACCAGGCUGUGUGGAGGUGAACAUGUAGACUAGUCUAAAGUGCUGAAUAAAUCCUGUCAACACCAAAAACCAUUCCAAAUCCAUCUUUCGGCAUGUAUACAGGAAAAGUGUAGCUCUAAUUUAUAACACUUAUAAAAACACAAUUUGAAUGGGAUAUGCAUUCUUAAGUUGGCUUGAGAAAGCCAACCAUCUGAUCUACUAUCUAAGCUGCUUCUUUUUCUGAGACUAAAUUUUAAAAUGCAUCUUUGAGUUUUCAAGCUACAACCAUCAAACUCGGGUCAGACCUACAGACUGGUCUGCUAUAUAUUUUCUAACUGAUCAGACGUAUGAUUUCCGUUAAACGGAUGAUCAUGCUAACAACAUGCUAACCAUGCUAAAAUCAUGUUAACAACAUGAGAAUAAUGCUAGAAACAUGCUAACAUUUUUAAUGUGCUAAGUAAUGGUAGCAAUGUGUUAAAUCAUUUUAGCCACAGGCUAGCAACAUCUAUCUCAUCUAUCUAAACUCUAAAAAUCCAAGCUUUCAGGCUAGGCUUUCUCAAGCUUUCUCAAAGUCUGAUCAUAAACUUUAUUCAUCUAGUUUAUUUUAAUCCGGUUCUUAUUGAAUGUGUAAUCAUAGUGUCAAAACGUUUGACCAUUGUUGAAGAUGUUAGUAAUUUAGAUCCUGAUCCAUGGAAAUUUGCAUUAAACACUGUGCAUUUCAUGAAAUCAUAAUAAAACUG
Molecule: messenger RNA, 1753 nt
Organism: Labeo rohita (rohu)
Lineage: Eukaryota; Metazoa; Chordata; Actinopteri; Cypriniformes; Cyprinidae
Gene: lrrc18b
Product: leucine rich repeat containing 18b
Exons: 2
Coding region: 287-1054 (255 amino acids)
Molecular function (GO): protein binding
Source: RefSeq, a predicted model, not a curated record